Molecule: messenger RNA, 1038 nt
Organism: Onthophagus taurus
Lineage: Eukaryota; Metazoa; Arthropoda; Insecta; Coleoptera; Scarabaeidae
Gene: Max
Product: MYC associated factor X
Biological process (GO): positive regulation of transcription by RNA polymerase II
Cellular component (GO): RNA polymerase II transcription regulator complex
Molecular function (GO): protein dimerization activity; DNA-binding transcription factor activity
Source: RefSeq, a predicted model, not a curated record
AUGAGGGUCACGUGUUUUAACACACGUGUAUCACAGCCUCGAUCGAUAACUGGGAAGUAUCAAGCGUGUUCGUUGCUGGUAAUUGAGGUUGGUUCAUGAUAAUUUCUUUUGUGGCAACGUCCUUCCCUUAGUUCCUAAUAGCCAACCUCAUAUUGGCAUGGAAAGUUAGAAAAGGAAGUGCCAAUAGUUCCCAAGUGAAAAACGCCCAAAAGUAAAUACGCGUAGAAAAUCCAACUUUUAGUUUACUUUUAGUGACAGGUCACCUUGGACCUUUUCUUUUAAUUCGUAUCGGGGGGGCCCCGUAAAUUUGAUUCUUGGUUUUUGAGAGAGGUGUUUAAACUUUCGCAAAAACGGGUCACAAAAGCGAAAUGAGCGACGACGAUAGGGAUAUCGACGUCGACAGUGACGAUGGAGAUGACUCGGAUUCACGGCAACCAACCCCUAGAAACUCAAAUAACCAAUAUUUUUCACAGGCUGAAAAAAGGGCACACCACAAUGCAUUGGAACGUAAACGAAGGGACCACAUAAAAGAUAGUUUUAGCAGUUUAAGAGAUGCGGUACCAGAAUUAAAUGGGGAAAAAGUGGCGAGUCGGGCGCAAAUUUUGAAAAAAGCCGCUGAAUACAUUCAAACUAUGAGAAAGAAAAACUUUUCUCAUCAACAAGACAUUGAUAAUCUUCGGAAACAAAAUUCUUUGUUAGAAGCUCAAAUUCGCACUUUGGAAAAGGCUAAAUCUGCUAAUUCUGUAACAUCUGAUCCGGAUGGAAGAGAAGAUUUUAUUGAUUCUGAAUCUGAAUCCUCUGAAGUAGAAGCUGUUGUUACUCAAAAUCACAGAAGAUCGAAAAAAUUAAAAACUGGUUAUUCGGACUGACAGCACCUUAAGAAUUACCACUCAAUCAAAAGCGACAUCUUCAAUCUGUUAUAAGAAGUUAUUUUUUUAUGUAAGAUGAAAAAGUAGUACCCUAUUUUUUUUUAAUUGCAUGUAAAUCUAUGAUUUUUCUACAACAGAUUUAAAGAAAAAGUACAUUAAUUUUUAUUAA